Heterostelium album PN500 is the source of this 471-nucleotide messenger RNA. It is a transcript of the gene copZ1, whose product is annotated as longin domain-containing protein. The coding region runs from base 1 to 471 and encodes 156 amino acids. The record is from RefSeq and is a predicted model, not a curated record. The transcript is spliced from 4 exons. Lineage: Eukaryota; Evosea; Eumycetozoa; Acytosteliales; Acytosteliaceae. Gene Ontology annotation, biological process: intracellular protein transport; retrograde vesicle-mediated transport, Golgi to endoplasmic reticulum; intra-Golgi vesicle-mediated transport. Gene Ontology annotation, cellular component: COPI vesicle coat.
AUGUCAAAUUUUUUAUAUAGUGUUAAAUACUUUUUUAUCUUGGAUAACAAGGGUAAUAGAAUUAUAGCAAAGUAUUAUAGUAAUGAUUUCGAAAAUGUAAACAAACAGAAAGCUUUUGAGAAACGUAUAUUUGAAAAGACUGCCAAAGCAUACUCGAAUGUCAUCAUUUACGUCGUUGGAGACAGAGAUCAAAAUGAAUUGGCACUACUCCAUGUUAUAAAUAGUUUUACUGAAACUUUACAUUCUUUGUCAGAGAAUGGUAUAAAUAAAAAGACGAUUUUAGAUAAUAUAAACUUGACACUGUUGACAUUGGAUGAGAUUAUCGAUGAAGGUAUCGUUUUGGAGAGCGAUCCCACCGUUAUUGCAGAUCGUGUUGGUAUUAGGGUCGAAGGUGAACAGGAUGAUCUUGACCAAUCGAUUUCACAAGUUAUUACAUCUGCCAAUAAUUUCUUGAAAUAUUUAAAUAAAUAA